AUGUUCAGUUCACCACGUGCGCAGCGCCCCGCACCGGUGACGACUGCAUCCUCCACAUCUAUCACAGGCCAUAACAGCGCGUUGUCCCAAUUACAACCUGCGCAGGUGCGCACCUUACGUGAAGGCUUCCAGAUUCUGGACCGAGACAGCGACGGCACCGUGAACAGGGAAGAUGUCGCCGACAUGCUGAAUCAGCUUGGCCUCCCGUCUAAUGCGACAGAAGUAUCCCGCUUCUUCCCUUCUUCCGGUCCGCAGACCAUCACGCUCGCAGCUUUCCUGAACAACGUUGCCAGCAGCUUGGCCCCUCUUUCUCCCAGCGCUGAGCUGGCCUCAGCAUUUUCCGCGUUUGACGACGACGACAGCGGCCAGAUAGACCUGGCGGAGCUCCGGGACGCCCUUUUACAUACGGCACCGGAGCCGGGGGAGAGGGCACUGACAGCCGCGGAAAUCGAUCAGGUCAUGAGCGGGUUCUGUGGAAAGAGGGCGUUCGGUGGCAAGGUGAAGGGCGGAGGAGCAGCAGGCUUCGGAAAGAGGGGGGAAGUGUUCCGCUACCAUGACUUUGUAAAUUCCAUUGCUGGAGGCCACGGAAACGGAGGGGCGGCUGAGGAGGAUGAGGCGCAGGAGUAA
Diaporthe citri is the source of this 627-nucleotide messenger RNA. RefSeq lists its product as uncharacterized. The transcript has 2 exons. The record is from RefSeq and is a predicted model, not a curated record. Gene Ontology annotation, molecular function: cytoskeletal motor regulator activity; myosin heavy chain binding; calcium ion binding. Bases 1 to 627 code for a protein of 208 amino acids. Gene Ontology annotation, biological process: mitotic cytokinesis; actomyosin structure organization. NCBI's taxonomy places the organism in Eukaryota, Fungi, Ascomycota, Sordariomycetes, Diaporthales, Diaporthaceae. Gene Ontology annotation, cellular component: myosin II complex; cytoplasm.